AUGAAGUUCACACAAGCCGCCGUACUGGCUAUGCCAGCUCUUGCUGCUGCCUACCCUGGAAUGAUGGGUGGUGCAGGUUCACGCCAGGAAAUUGAAGACUACCUCCGUACCGAAAUCAAGCGUGAAGAGGCGGAGAAGCGUGAAGCUGAACCCCAACUUCUCAACCCAGUCGGCAAUCUGCUUGGUGCUCUCGGUGACACUGUCUCUGGAUUGCUAAAUUCUGUCGGCGAGGCCAUUGUUGUCAAGAGCAAUUUGCGCCCAGAGCCCGGUUACGAGUUCAAGGCACCUGGCCCUGGCGACUCCCGUGGACCCUGCCCAGGUCUCAACCUUCUUGCAAACUACGGGUACCUUCCUCGCGACGGUUAUGUCAACCAAGGCCAGGUGCUAGAAGCUACCGCACGUGGCUUCAACAUGGCGACAGAUCUGUCUUUGGUCCUUACCACCUUCGCUGUUUUGGGCAGUGGUGAUCUUGAUGGAUUGUCAUUCUAUCUUGGAUCUGGAAAGAACGGAAUCGGUGGACUAAACCGCCACUCUGUUGUCGAGGCCGAUGUAUCGCCCAACCGCGAGGACUACUACACUGGCUGCGGUGACAACCACCAUCUGUCUUCCCGCCUUGUGAAGCAAAUGGUUGGUCUUGCUGCGCAGGACCCUAAGAAGGAGUUCAGCAUGAAUGUCAUGGCUCAACACUACGCCCGCAGCGCGACCUUCUCAAAGGACUACAACCCGUUCUUGUACUACUUCCCCUUCCCCCAGAUCGUCAGCUUGGGAGCCUUCGCCUUCUACCCCAACUUCUUCUCCAACGGCACUUACGGCUUGGGAGGUGUUGCCAACUACAAGUCCAUCAUGAGCAUCAUUGGUGCUGAAUACGACCAGAAGACUGGGGAGUUCAAGUAUGUUCCUGAAAGAUGGCCCGAGAACUGGUACCGCCGUGCGACACCAUAUGGUGCAGUCACCACACUCGCCGACGGAUUUCUGCAAAUCUACCCCCGCAACAUCAUUGUUCCCGGCGUUGCUCAGAUUGGCACGCAGAACUUCAACCCUCGGACCUUGCUUUGCGACGUUUACCAGGGUCUCAACUCCAUCACACCCCUCGUGCUCGGAGGCACCGAGGAGAACGUCGCCAAGGGCGUUUCGUGGGCUUUGAGCGUACUUGACCCGCUGUUCAGCAAGACUGCGCUUGGCUGCCCCGAUAGCGUAAUCUCGCCUAACGUCCUCUUCCCUCAGUCGCAGCGCGAAGGUGGGCCAGUGAACCCACCGAGGAUUCCCUCGGACGCCAACACUGGUGAUAACGUCUACUACAAGACGUACUUCAAGAACGCACCCAUGAAGCCACAGUGCAACCCUUCUCAGAACUAA
Parastagonospora nodorum SN15 is the source of this 1356-nucleotide messenger RNA. RefSeq lists its product as hypothetical. Gene Ontology annotation, molecular function: peroxidase activity. The record is from RefSeq and is a predicted model, not a curated record. The transcript is spliced from 2 exons. Lineage: Eukaryota; Fungi; Ascomycota; Dothideomycetes; Pleosporales; Phaeosphaeriaceae. The coding region runs from base 1 to 1356 and encodes 451 amino acids.